Leptinotarsa decemlineata (Colorado potato beetle) is the source of this 3171-nucleotide messenger RNA. RefSeq names its product Cysteine string protein. Gene Ontology annotation, biological process: regulation of neuromuscular synaptic transmission. Gene Ontology annotation, cellular component: type Is terminal bouton. Lineage: Eukaryota; Metazoa; Arthropoda; Insecta; Coleoptera; Chrysomelidae. The record is from RefSeq and is a predicted model, not a curated record.
UGAUGGUACUCAUUUAUUUGAAUUCAGUUACGAAAAAACUAUCAAUAUGAAUUCCUGUAACUUCAGCUUGGAAACCAUAUUGAAUAAAUUAUACCAAUUAGACCCGAACAAAGGUCCGGGACCUGACGGAAUAGCUCCUUUAUUAUUAAAGAAAUGUAGAUUUACCUUGGCAAAACCUUUGUUUCUACUAUUUACUGCAUCACUGAAUUUAGGACAAUUUCCACGCUCGUGGAAAUCUAGUUUUAUUACCCCAAUAUUCAAGUCGGGGGAUAAAGCAAAUAUAAAAAAUUAUAGACCGAUCACAAUUCUAAGUGCAAUCCCAAAAUUAUUAGAGAGUUUGAUAUGUGAUCAAAUAAAGAAUCCAUUGAACCAAGUCAUUAUACAAGAACAACACGGUUUUUGCCUGGGUAAAUCAACAACCACAAAUUUGUUAACGUUAACUCAAUUUGUGCUGAAUGCCUUGGAACAAAAGUACCAAGUGGACGUAAUCUAUACAGACUUUUCAAAGGCAUUCGACACAGUUAAUCAUACAGUAUUGCUCGGGAAACUUAAAGCGAUAGGGUUUUACGGAGAUUUAUUGAAUUGGUUUGCAAGCUAUCUUCGAGAUAGAAAUCAAUAUGUAAAAGUCAAGAGUUUCAUAUCUGAGGAGAUUUACGUCACGUCAGGAGUGCCACAAGGAAGCCACUUAGGCCCUUUCUUGUUCAAUAUAUUCAUCAAUGAUAUUGAAGAAAUAAUCAAACAUUCAAAGUUUUUGCUGUUUGCAGACGAUCUCAAAAUCUUUAGCCGUGUCAUCAGCAAACAACAUUGUGAGAACGUUCAAAGGGACCUCACCGCAAUUGUCAAAUGGUGCUCCGAAAACUACAUGGAGCUGAAUGUAAAUAAAUGCAAUGCUAUGUCAUUUUAUCGAUCAAUUGAACAUAUUGAAUUUGAUUAUAACAUUGAUGGCAAACCCCUCACAAAAGCAAACAUUGUUCGGGACCUAGGUGUUCUUUUUGACACCAAGGUUGAUUUCCAUCUUCACUAUGAACAGGUUGUGAAUAGUGCGACAAAAAUGCUGGGCUUUGUGUGCAGGACCACAAGAGAAUUCACUAAUGUCAACUCCAUCAGAACUCUUUAUUACUCUUUGGUCAGAUCAAUAUUGGAGUACUGUUCAUGUGUGUGGUCGCCAACAUAUGAAAUACAUAUUAAUAAAAUAGAAAAAACUCAGAACAAAUUUUUAAGAUUUCUAGCUUAUAAAUUGAAUAUACCUUUAACUGAAAACACACUUAGUGAAGUUCGUGCUAUAACAGAAAUAGUAAAACUGAGUACUCGUAGAGUUUGUGCAGACAUCAGAUUUCUACAUAAGAUUUUGAAUAACAAUAUUGACUGUCCAUACCUCUUGUCCAAAAUUGGUUUACAUGUUCCAGCCAGAGUAACUCGAAACACUCAGACAACACAAGGUGAUUCCUUAUAUGAAGUCUUAGCGUUACCCAAAACUGCAACCAAUGAAGAGAUUAAAAAGACUUACAGGCGUUUAGCAUUGAAGUACCAUCCGGAUAAAAACCCCGACAAUCCAGACGCUGCCGAGAAAUUCAAAGAAGUCAAUAGAGCACACUCUAUACUAAGUGAUGCGACAAAACGAAAUAUAUACGAUAAUUAUGGAUCUCUGGGACUCUACAUUGCUGAGCAGUUUGGUGAAGAAAAUGUCAAUGCCUAUUUUGUUGUUACUUCAACUUGGUGCAAGGCAUUAUUCUUCUUCUGCGGUAUAAUAACAGGUUGCUACUGUUGCUGUUGUUUAUGCUGUUGUUGCAAUUUCUGCUGCGGAAAAUGCAAGCCCCGAGCUCCAGAAGAUACAGGAGAAUAUCACACAUUGAACGAUGAUGCAUCUGAUGAGGAUCGUGCAGGUUCUCCAGUAACCAGUCAGCCAUCUCCAAAGAAAGGACAGAGUGUCCCAGUAUAUGCUAUGCCUCCUCCACCAUCAAGUAAAAUGGGUGAGAGUGCUGCUCUCAAUCAAGGUGAUGUCCCUGUUUAUACCCCUGAUUUAUUCCAUGGUAAAUAAGAGUUGGGAGGUGAGAAUAUGAAUUACCAGCAGAAAAGUGAUGAGUCAUUUUCAAGGAAAUACAAUGGAUAGCAAUGUAUUAGAUAUUAUUGAUCUAAUAUUGACUGAUAAUGAUAAAUGUAACCAGAGUCGCAACGAGUAAAUGAAAAACUAAGAUGGUGAUGUGAGUUCAUCAAUUGAAAUUUUAGAAUUGCUAUUGAUUCUUGAAAACUCUUGGAAAAAUCAAGUCAAAAAACUCUUGAGUACUGGAAAAUUUGUAACCUUAAACCUGAGUUUUAUUCGGCAAUUAAUAAUUCCCAUAACCUCACUUUAUCUAAUUGAUCAAGUAUUUAACGGAGUCUGUUUUUCAUUUUAGAUUUGAAGUAAAGGAGGAGAUUAGAUGAAAUUGUUAAUUAUGGUAUGUCCUGAACACCGAAAUCCAUAUUGGUAGAGAAGAAAUUAUCAAUUAUCUUCUUUAACCUAGUCCUAUUUCAAUUCUCUUAGUUAUUAGUCGACCGGUGAAUUAACUACAUUAAACGUAAGGUUAAAAUGAUGAUAAAAAUAGUUUUAUCCUUAUGUUCUUUCUUGUAUGUAAUGAAGUGAAAUCAUUUUAUCUUAAAAUUGAACUUAUGCAAAAUAUUUGGUGUUUAUUCAAGAUAACCAGUGCACGUUGUGAAUUCACAAGGAAAGGUUCAGUAUUUUUUCAGUAUAUUCAUUUGUGGCAACUUGGAUUUUCAUGGCACAAACUGCACAAUUAUAAUUUUAUUCUUUAACCCCUUCUCUGAAUUUGUUAUACUCACUAGUUUUUAUUGUGCCAUACUCUUAUGUUAUCUGUUGAAACUGUUCGUUUGAACAUAUACCAUUAUGUUUAAAUUGUCUUGUCUUUUAGCCAGUUGAAGUAUUUUGAUUCGAUUUUUCCUCAUCAAAAUAAAUUAUUGUUAAUGAAGCCAUGUUAUGUGUUAUUCAUUGUAAGUAGAAAAAAGAUUGUCACUUUUAAUAAAAUGUAAUUUUAAUAUUUAUUCAGUAUACCAUUGUUACUUAUUAGAUGUAAUUAAUGAAUGGUUAUAGCCUAGAUUUAAUUAUACAUUACUAUAUUCUAGAAACUUCAUGUGUAUAUUCACUGAAAAUAAAGUUAUUCCCCAUCUAAUCUGGAA